AUGGGAGGUAGAGGAAGCAAGUUAAUUAGUAAUUGGGUUGCUGCAGGUGGCAGUGCUUACAACUACAAGCGCAUAGAAGGCCCUCUAUCGGCACCAAAAGGUUAUGUUCCAAUCUGUGUUGGCACAAAUGAUGACACUUGUAGGCGUUUUAUUGUUCACAUCAGAGCACUUCGUGGUGCAUUUUUCUGUGAGCUUCUAGGUAAGUCUGCAGAAGAAUAUGGGUACAUGAAUGAAGGGGUUUUGAGGAUCCCAUUUGAAGCACAAGCUUUUGAAGAGUGUUUCAUUAGAAAGACCAACCGAAAGCCCAAAAUUAAGUUCUUGAGGGUAAAACCAACUUGA
Lotus japonicus is the source of this 339-nucleotide messenger RNA. RefSeq names its product auxin-responsive protein SAUR71-like. Gene Ontology annotation, biological process: response to auxin. The record is from RefSeq and is a predicted model, not a curated record. Lineage: Eukaryota; Viridiplantae; Streptophyta; Magnoliopsida; Fabales; Fabaceae. The transcript has a single exon. Bases 1 to 339 code for a protein of 112 amino acids.